Trichomonas vaginalis G3 is the source of this 321-nucleotide messenger RNA. RefSeq lists its product as uncharacterized. The record is from RefSeq and is a predicted model, not a curated record. The transcript has a single exon. NCBI's taxonomy places the organism in Eukaryota, Parabasalia, Trichomonadida, Trichomonadidae. The coding region runs from base 1 to 321 and encodes 106 amino acids.
AUGAGAAGCAAAUCCAUCUUAGCUGGUGCCGUUAAUGUUCCAAUUGAACCAACAUCAAAUGUUGACUCACGAACGACAAACAAUAUUGUCAUAAAGAACUAUAGUUCAGAGUGUUUGAAAGAAAAAGAACCAGAACUUAAGUCGGGACCUUCGGUCUUGGAGCAUGGCGCCGUGAAUUUAAACUCAGCUUCAAACGCUAACGCUACAUCAGAUGUUAAGUUAGAGUAUCCACCACUGGACCAAGUUCUUUCAAGAGAAGCCAACUACAAUCCUUACACAAAUGUUUUCCAAGAUAUCCAUAAACCAAGCAUUUGGUGUUGA